AUGGCCAAGCACACCCUCGCCAUCCUCCCUGCAACAAGCACCCAAGGCCUCUCCCUCGCAACCCACAUCCUCUCCACCCCCUCCCUCUCCAACCGCUACACCAUCCGCGCCCUCGCUCGCAACACCGCACACUCCUCUCUCCUCCCCCUCUCAGCCCAAGGCGUCGAGAUACGCCACGCCGACAUGACCAACCCCUCCACCCUCACCACCGCCCUAACCGGGAUAUCCCACCUCUACUUCAUGACCCCCACCACGCCCAACUACCUUCACACCCGGCCUUCCGAAACCCACCAAGUCCGCACCGUCUGCACCGCCGCUCUCGCCGCCGGUGUCCAAUAUAUAGUCUACAGCUCCAUGUCGCACCCCAUCUCCCUCUCCAGCGGUGCGCUCAAAAACGUAACUCACUUCGACGUCAAAGCCGAGUGCGAACUCUACAUUCGCCGGUUACCCCUCAAAAGCGCGUUUGUGGCGCCAGGAAGCUUUAUGCAGAAUUUGACGGGCAUGAUGAGGCCGCGCCGCACUUCGGAGACGGAAGCAAAAGAGGAGGGGGAAGAGGGAAAGGGGGUGUACGAAAUGCACAACAUUCUCCCCCCGGAUACUAAAGUACCGUAUCUUGAUAUUACGGAGGUGGGCAAGUGGAUUGGAGCGGUUUUUGAGGAUCCAGAGGGGUAUGAGGGGAGGACGCUUAUGGCGGCUGAGGGGUUUUAUUCGCCAGAGGAGAUCGCGAGGGUUGUGGGCAGGGUUGCGGGCAAGGAAGUGAGGCAUGUUAGGGUGGGGGAUGAGGUUGCAAAGGGAUGGUUUCCCGAGGGGUCUAGGGAGCAGUUGUAUGAAAUGUAUGUGUUGUUUAGGGAGUAUGGGUAUUUUGGCGAGGGAGGAGAGGAGGAGGUUACGUGGGCGAGGGAGCAGGUCAAGGGCGAGGUGACGGGGUUGGAGGGGUUUUUGAGGAGGAUAGAGUAUAAGCUUGAGUAA
Molecule: messenger RNA, 969 nt
Organism: Bipolaris victoriae FI3
Lineage: Eukaryota; Fungi; Ascomycota; Dothideomycetes; Pleosporales; Pleosporaceae
Exons: 1
Coding region: 1-969 (322 amino acids)
Source: RefSeq, a predicted model, not a curated record